GUGAGCGGGGAGGGAGUGUUCCUCACCAAGGUGGAGACGUCACUCUGCCCUUUCUACGGUGAGGACUUCUACUGCGAGAUCCCGCGCAGCUUCCGGCACCUGGCCUUCUACGUCUUCGACAGAGACGUCUUCCGGAGGGACUCCAUCAUAGGGAAAGUGGCCAUCCAGAAGGAGGACCUGCAGAAAUACCACAACAGGGACACCUGGUUCCAGCUGCAGCAUGUGGAUGCUGACUCAGAGGUGCAGGGGAAGGUCCACUUGGAGCUGAAGCUGAGUGAGGUCAUCACGGACUCAGGUGUCGUGUGCCACAAGCUGGCCACACGCAUCAUCGAGUGCCAAGGCCUCCCCAUUGUGAAUGGGCAGUGUGACCCUUAUGCCACCGUGACACUGACAGGACCCUACAGGUCAGAAGCCAAGAAGACUAAAGUGAAGAAGAAGACCAACAACCCCCAGUUUGACGAGGUGUUUUAUUUCGAGGUGACCAGGCCCUGCAGCUAUAGCCGCAAGUCACACUUUGACUUUGAGGAGGAAGAUGUGGACAAACUGGAGAUCCGAGUCGGCCUCUGGAAUGCCAGCAACCUCAAGUUUGGAGAUGAGUUCCUGGGUGAGCUGAGGGUCCCGCUGAAGGUGCUGCAACAGUCCAGUUCCUACGAGGCCUGGUACUUCCUGCAGCCUCGGGACAAUGGCAGCAAGACCCUGAAUUCAGGGGACCUGGGUUCCUUGCGCCUCAACGUGGUUUACACAGAGGAUCAUGUCUUCGCCUCCGACCGCUACCAGCCCCUGCGGGACCUGCUGCUCACGUCUGCAGAUGUGGAGCCUGUGUCGGCCUCGGCGGCACACAUCCUGGGCGAGGUUUGCCGGGAGAAGCAGGAGGCGGCUGUCCCGCUUGUACGUCUGUUGCUGCACUACGGCCGCGUGGUGCCCUUCAUUAGCGCCGUGGCCAGCGCCGAGGUGGGGCGCACCCAGGACCCCAACACUAUUUUUCGGGGCAACUCAUUGGCAUCCAAGUGUAUAGAUGAGACCAUGAAGCUGGCAGGAAUGCAGUACCUGCACCUCACACUGAGGCCGGCCCUGGAGGAGAUCCUGCAGGGCCACAAGCCCUGUGAAAUCGACCCUGUGAAGCUGAGAGAUGGCGAGAACCUGGAGACCAACAUGGAGAACCUGCGGCAGUAUGUGGACCGCGUCUUCAGUGCCAUCACCAAGUCGGGGGUCAGCUGCCCCACAGUCAUGUGUGACAUAUUCUUCUCCCUGAGGGAGGCAGCCGCCAAGCGCUUCCAAGACGACAUGGACGUCAGGUACACGGCCGUGAGCGGCUUCAUCUUCCUGCGCUUCUUUGCUCCUGCCAUCUUGUCUCCCAACCUCUUCCAGCUGGCCCCGCACCACACGGACCCACAGAUGUCCAGGACGCUGACCCUCAUCUCCAAGACCAUCCAGACCCUGGGCAGCCUGUCCAAGGCCAAGUCUGCGAGCUUCAAGGAGUCAUACAUGGCCACCUUCUAUGACUUCUUUAACGAGCAGAAGUACGCAGACGCAGUCAAGAAUUUCCUGGACCUGAUCUCAUCGUCUGGGAGACGGGACCCCAAAAGCAUGGAGCAGCCCAUCCUGCUCAAAGAGGGGUUCAUGAUCAAGCGGGCACAGGGCCGAAAGCGUUUCGGGAGGAAGAACUUUAAGAAAAGGUGGUUCCGCCUCACCAACCAUGAGCUCACCUACCAGAAGAGCCGAGGAGACCCUCCCCUCUACAGCAUCCCCAUUGAGAACAUCCUGGCCGUGGAGAAGCUGCAGGAGGAGUCCUUCAAGAUGAAGAACAUGUUCCAGGUGGUGCAGCCCGAGCGGGCCCUGUACAUCCAGGCCAACAACUGUGUGGAGGCCAAGGCCUGGACAGACGUCCUCACCAAGGUCAGCCAGUGCAACCAGCGCCGCCUGUCUGUCUACCACCCCUCAGCCUACCUGGGCGGCCACUGGCUGUGCUGCAGGGCGCCCUCAGACACGGCUCCCGGCUGCACCCCCUGUACUGGCGGCCUCCCAGCUAACAUCCAGCUGGACAUCGACGGAGACCGCGAGACAGAGCGGAUUUACUCGCUGUUCAGCUCCUACAUGAGCAGGCUGGAGCACAUGCAGGAGGCCUGUGGGAGCAGGUCUGUGUACGACGGGCCUGAGCAGGAGGAGUACUCCAGCUUCCUCAUCGACGACCCCCAGGAGACCUACAAGACGCUGCGGCAGGUCAUGGUGGGCGUGGGCGCGCUGGAGCGGGAGCACGCCCAGUACCGCAGGGACAAGUUCAAGAAGACCAAGUACGGGAGCCAGGAGCACCCCAUCGGGGACAAGAGCUUCCAGACCUACAUCCGGCAGCAGUCAGAGACGUCCACCCAUUCCAUUUGAGCCGGACUCGGAUCUCAGCCCGGGACAGGCAGGGCAGAGCAGUGCCCCCGCUCUGCCGGUGGGGACGUGCGACUGGGCCGCGGGACAGCUCUGCCCAGGACUGGGAGGGGGCUGCGCUAGGCUCAGAGAGCUGCCAGGACACGGGGACAGGGAUGGGACAGGGAUGCCCUUCCAGAAGCCUGGCCCUGCACCCGCCUUGGCUGCCUGGCUUUGGGUCUGUGGAAGGAGCAGGCCAUGCGCCGUCCUCGGGCGUCUCAUCUCCUUCAGCCAGCUCCCUGCUCGGAAGGGACCAGCACCCGGGUCCUGCGGCGGGAGUGUGUGCUGGGGCUCGGGGAGGGACCCCGGACCAUGGUCCAGCGCUGCCCCUUGGGCAGGGGAGGGGAGGGGAGGGCUGUCCCGCCUCACCGUGUGGCGCCGUCGCCGGGUUGCCCGACUGGCGGCCUUUGCCCAUUUGCUUGUGUCCCCACACUCCUACUCACAUCUGGAAAGACUUAGUUCAGCCCUCACCUGCUUGUCAGUUGUACAGGUGUGGAUGGCUCGGCAUAUGCGGCUCACAGCUGCAGAAACCGCAGUUUUUACCUGGUGUGUAACUCCACGGUGUUUCUAGGUAUUAACCACUCCAAGUGUAUUUUACUGGCCAAUUAAAGCAGAUGUUUUAUUUCUGA
Molecule: messenger RNA, 3044 nt
Organism: Erinaceus europaeus (western European hedgehog)
Lineage: Eukaryota; Metazoa; Chordata; Mammalia; Eulipotyphla; Erinaceidae
Gene: RASA3
Product: RAS p21 protein activator 3
Exons: 23
Coding region: 1024-2379 (451 amino acids)
Biological process (GO): intracellular signal transduction; regulation of GTPase activity
Source: RefSeq, a predicted model, not a curated record